GCUGCACAUGCGCGGAGAGAACAUGUCUCGUUACCUAUUCCAACCAACUAUUUGGACAACCAUAUUGUUUCCCAUUUAUAUUGUUUAAAAUAAAAAAAUACUAAACGAUACAACAAGUAUACGCUUAGUAAUGCACGAUAGCAAUAGUGACGUUUUACUGACGUCACCUGUCCCUCCCUCUUGUGGAUGUUGAGUGAAAAUGGCGGAUGGACAUCUCCACGUUAGCGUCUGUUUGCUGCACGUUGACUAACUAACUAACAAUACACAGAUGCGGCGGACUACGCAUUGGGGCCAGAUGUGGAUGAGUCGUUGAACUGUUCGUGUAGGAAAGUGUUUGUGGUUCAGAUGAAGUUAAUCAUCGGAGAACUACUGUAGUUCUCUUCGCGCCAAACGGUGCAUGUGGUGUUGGGAAGGCACCAGUACAGCAUCACACAACAGGCAUAGAUCUAAAACAUCUGUAAGCUGCUCCCAACCGCCUUCAAAGAUGUCUGACUUUCUGAUGAGAGCGUUCAGGGCCCAGCUGACCACAAGCAUGGACUCGGUCCUGAGGAGAGCAGUGUUUGAAAUAAUGGUGAUCUUCGAGAGCAGUCUCCAUGACCAUCAAAUGGAGCUGGCACAGAAAGGAGAAGAGGUUGCUCAACUUAAAAUAAAGUUGCAGGGAGCAGAGGUUAGGCUGAGUGAAAUUCAGCGUGCAGGCGACAGAGAAACGGAGAUGAAGAAACGCGAGCCUGAAGAUGUCCUGAGUGGCCCUGAACAAACUUCGGAUGUUCCUGAGAUUGAUUUUGAAUUACCUGAUGACUGGUGUGCUCCCCUGGGCUUCGAGACCGCGACCAAGAAAGAAGUAGGCUUUUGUCCCAGUGUAAAACUGCGCCCGCUGUCCAUUGCCCUCUGGCCCAUUCAGAUCAUCAAGCAAGAGGUUGUUAAGCAUGACAUUGAGUCCCACCAGCAAAAAAAGGGUCUCAGGAGAUCCAGGAGAGGUUCUUCAUUAAAUGAGAGGCACACACAAAAGGAACAAGUAACUCGACGUCCACCGGUGAGAAACGACAUGAAGAAAUUGAUCCAGGACAUCAAACAGGAAUAUAUUGACCCGACAGACGGUGCAGGUCCUAGAAGAAGAGUGAGACCUGUGACAGGAAAAGAGCAAGGCAGUACGAUGAAGAGCAAAAGAGAGGGGGGGGAAAUCGCAGCAGCUGAGGUUGAAGAAAGGGAGGCCGAGAAAAAUGACAGUGAAAAACGAUACUCCUGCAAGUUUUGUAAGAAAGAAUUUGAUACAAUGUUUGGCCGAGAUGUGCAUAUACGAUCACACAAGAAGUGCAACGGUUGCAAAAAGGAGUUCCCUUUUCCAAGUGCUCUUGGGUAUCAUAAAGGAACUUGCAGAAAACUCAAGAAAUUGUUGGCAAAAAAAGCUCAGUCCACUAACCCUCCAAAACCUGAGUCCUGUGAUGAAGAAAACUUGACUGCAUCGGGCAAAAAACAGUGCAUUGCUAAGAAGGAAAGCACAGCUUCCUCUAACAAAAACAGUAAAGCAUCUAUCCAGAAAGAUGAGCCAGCCGAAAAGCACUGUGUACAUUGCAACAAGGUGUUUCGCAGCAGUUGGAUGCUGAAACAGCAUGAGCGUGUUCAUACUGGUGAGAGGCCAUACCUUUGCAGCGUGUGUCCAAAGAAAUUCCGCGUUAAUCAGGCCCUCAAAAAGCACAUAUUGAGAAUGCACAAAGACCAGACGAAUAUCAGUGAGACAAAUGAAAACCAUGCCAGGAUCAAGCCUUCAGAGGAGCCUGAAGAUAGCGGUGAGGAUUUGAUGACUCCAAGGGAAGACACAAGUGAAGCGAUCAACCACAACAAAGUUAAGAGAGCUCGCAAUCCAGAUCCGGGGCAGAGUUCAAAAUGGAGAACCAUGGGGACGCACUGCCCUGAUGGUUUCGUCUGCGCAUUGUGCCAGAGGGUCUCGAAAAACAAAUACCUAUUGAUUGAACACUUUCGCACCCACACAGGUGAGAAGCCCCUGAAAUGUGACCAGUGUUCUGCAAUGUUUCGUUCUCGUGGGCAGCUGAGCAUGCACAAGAAAAGCUGUCCUAAUCCUCUCAAGGUGACCCAGUGUGUGAAGUGUGAAAAGAAAUUCUCCUGUCAAACAAAGUACGUUAACCACCUGUCGAAUUUUCACAAAGAUCGGCCUAAUUGUUGUACGUUUUGUGGAAAGGGCUUCUUCACAAAAGGUCGCCUCAGGAACCACAUGGAGCGUUACCAUAAGUAAGUCAGUGUACCACCAAUUGGGACCACUUGCCUCUGGACAUUGAAAAACUGGAUGUUAUUUAUGCUCUGGCUGGUUGGUGAAGGGGUUUCCCCCACAGAGAUGUUAUAAUACGAUAAUUAAAGAAACCUCAUCAGUAUUCCCCACCUCUGUUAAAGAGUGCUGCAAAACCUGUAAUGGGAGAGAAAAACAAAUCUUAUGUAGUUCAAGUUCAACAUAACUUCAAUCUAAUCAACUUCAAUCUAAAGUAAGAGCACAUAUAUUAAAACAUCAGUGUCUCUGUCCAUUGAUACUUUAAGGGUUCUAGUCCCUCACCAAGUACCCUUGUUUUACUUUUUUAAUAUUUAUUUGUUUUAACAGUUGAGCCAAAUAUUUCUUAACAUUCUGGAUUUUUCACUAAUGUAAACAACAACAAAAAAACCUUUCUGGUAAAAAUGUGGUAGAAAUCUUUCUGGCUAAUGCAGAACAGAACAAGGUCAUGUCAAUGCUCCACUGCCUUGAAGUAGACUUGAUCUUUGACUACAGUAUUGGCCGCAAUGGUCUAACAAACACUGAAAGAAAAGCCUUGGUAGAAGCUGUAUGACUACCUGUUAAUAAUCUGUUCGCUCACAUUACACAGAAUACCCCCAAAUCCACCAACCUUCUGUUCACUGAAGGUAAAUUUGAAGUUGUCUGUACAAAGUUGUCUACCGUUUGCCUUAAUCACAGAUUGCGCUGGUUGUUUUUAAGUCUCCAAGUUUUUGCAGAAUUCAAAACCAUGUCAUGCAAACAAUCUUUUUUUGCUUGGUUGUGGAGACCAAGCAACUCAUCUUUAUAGAAUGUCUUGUUACUUUACAGAUAUCUGAAAAGAUUACAUUGUUGAGGAUGUCUUGCAUUCAACAUUAUUGUUAUUUUGGCGGAUGCUUGAGUCCUUAAAUAUGCCCAAACAAAAGUUAACAUUUCACAGUUUCAGCUGUUAUGAAGGUUGUUUUAUUGAGUGGGGUGUAUUGGUUGUACACAUGUAUCCACAUGGGAUGAACUUACAACCCUUUUUAUAAUACAGGUAAAUAAAGUAUAAUUGUGUUGCUAGACUUAGACAUUGUUGACAUUUCCCCCAAAUAAAAGCCCUAUUUUAUACUU
This is a messenger RNA of Cyclopterus lumpus (lumpfish), 3367 nucleotides long. RefSeq names its product zinc finger protein 37-like. Bases 398 to 2251 code for a protein of 617 amino acids. The record is from RefSeq and is a predicted model, not a curated record. Lineage: Eukaryota; Metazoa; Chordata; Actinopteri; Perciformes; Cyclopteridae. Gene Ontology annotation, cellular component: nucleus. The transcript has 5 exons. Gene Ontology annotation, molecular function: DNA-binding transcription factor activity, RNA polymerase II-specific; RNA polymerase II transcription regulatory region sequence-specific DNA binding. Gene Ontology annotation, biological process: regulation of transcription by RNA polymerase II.